UUAGAACUGUUGAAUCUUCCGUCUUGGCAAGCACCGAACUCGGGCCAUGCCCUGCGCGGCGGUUGGGGGGCAUGAAGAAGGCGACCAAGCGUCGCCCUGCUUCGUCGCGGUCUGCGGAAGCAACACAACCUACUUCUGAGGGCAAUGUGAUGGGAAGGAGGCUGGCCUUUGCCAUUUGGCCAACUGCUUUGCUGGCGCUCUUGGCUGCCUGGACGUGGCAAAAGCAGCAGGCCGGCGACGUGCCAGUGCUCCAAUGGGCGCCGGACAAACCUCUGGCGGCCUUCCUGGGUGCCCGGACUCGGCCCGUGGUGCUGCGGAACUCCUUGGUCACCUCUUGGCCGGCCCUGGCGCGCUGGGAUUUUGCCUACCUGGCCAAGAGCUCGCGGAAGUCGCUGCAGGGCCUCUUCCACCACACGGGGCCAGUUUUUGGCCCCUUCUACGAUGAAAAGCGGCCCUUGCAUGGCCGGCAUCGCAUCCGCCGUCCGGACGCAUCUUACGAGACCAAUGCCACCUUGCCACUGGCGCGACUGGCUGUCACCUUUGCGCCUGGAAACGAGCCAAGUGAGUACUGGGCGUUUUCCGGGUCCCUGAGGGAUAUUGACAAGGCUUUGGAGAAAGAGGUCGACUUGCGGGAGCUGUUGUCCCUAUAUCCGCAGCACAGCUCCGUCAACCUGUGGCUGUCCAUGGAGGGAGGUGUCACACCCUGCCACUUUGAUGGCUUUCACAAUAUGUAUGUGCAGAUUGCCGGCGUCAAGCGUUUCCUGUUGCUUCCUCCAGACUCGCAUGCAAGCCGCGAAUUUUAUCCGUUUCUACACCCCAGCUAUGCCCAGUGCCGGAAUCGCUUGGCAGAUAGUCCCAGCGGCCACGUCAUGGAAGUGACUUUGCAGCCUGGCGACCUUCUCUACUUGCCGCCUUUUUGGCUGCACGAGGCAGUUGGCCUGUCUCCGAGCAUUUCCCUCAACGUCUGGACCGGCAUCAACGAUAGCCAGCGGAUGGAACGAAUCCUCGGAAUGCAGAUCCCUGGCUUUCGAGGAGGGAGUCCGAGUGCCACCUCUCCCGCUGGAGCGUUGUCGCCAGAAACCCUUAGCGUGUCUAUGGCGGCGAGGUUUCAGCUGGGCUCUUUGUUGGUCUUGGAUGUUGCCAAGAAGCUCUACAACUCUACUGCGCUUGUGGUUUCUCUGUUCCACUCCCGCUUUCAGUUCCUCAAAGACUCGGAGGCCCUGCCUCCCUGUCCGCGCCAUCUCUGCAGCUCGGUGGCCGCCUGGCUGCGCCGCAACGAAGCCGCGCCGCCGGCUCUGGCGGCCGCAGGCGGGGCCUACGCCCAGCGCGUGGCGGAGGAGCUGCAGGCCAUGCAGACUGAGAACUCCAUUUGGUUCUUCAACUUCAUCGAGGCCGUGGCUUUGCAAGCAGCAGGAGCUCCUGAGCAUGCUGGCUGGAUGGUGGAAUGCCUCGCGCUUUGAUUCGGCAAUGGACCUCUUUUUCUGCAUGAGAAAGCCAUCGCUGCUUUUGAGCGAUGGACCGCCAAACUUGCCCUUCUUGGGGAACAAAAACAUGGGCUAACGAGCCGUGGACAAGUCUGUGGACAGGCGACAGGCCAAGAUGAUGCGUUGAUACCAUACGCGUAUAGCGACAGUCAGAGUGCAAGCGCGCCGCACUUACAG
Molecule: messenger RNA, 1661 nt
Organism: Effrenium voratum
Lineage: Eukaryota; Dinophyceae; Suessiales; Symbiodiniaceae
Source: the annotation of a GenBank genome assembly